Porites evermanni is the source of this 978-nucleotide messenger RNA. The record is from the annotation of a GenBank genome assembly. Lineage: Eukaryota; Metazoa; Cnidaria; Anthozoa; Scleractinia; Poritidae.
AUGGGUGAAUCCGAAAAAGACUCGCUCCCUCUGUAUUACAUCAUACUCGCAUUGUUUAUGGCCUUCUUUGGUGUAGUAGGAAAUGGAAUGGUUUUCUUUCUUAUUUGUUCACGAAGACGACUUCAAGUCGUUGGUAAUUAUUUUGUGGCCUCUCUUGCAGCUGCUGACCUUUUGGUAGGGUUAUUUCUCCCAAGUUUUUUCAUCGUCUGCAACGUUUGGUCUGCGUGUGACAUUGUCACCUAUAAUAUGUUCUUUAAUCUUUUUACGUUAGUCUCUAUAGCAAGUUUGUUUGUUAUGACGGUGGACCGUUAUAUAUCAAUUGUUUUUCCCUUUCGGUAUCCAUCGCACGCGACCACUUCUCGAAUAUUUGCUGCUAUAACAGCUUCUUGGGUUUUGCCAGCACUUUUCUCUUUCUCUCCUCUAUUCUGGAUGUUUUCGUCAUCUGAAUAUGUCAAGACGAUCGCAAAAAAGGUUCACGCCUUCAUUGUUAUAACUACAUUCGAGGUCGUGCCCACAGUUGUCAUGCCAACGAUGUAUGCUCACAUCUUUCGCACCGCAAGAAGGCACGCACGUCAGGUCGAGGCCCACAAAACACAGCUUGAGUACAAUUCCACGCACAGUGAGGUUCCUAAACGGACAGCAAACCUAGACAUGCUAACAACUACAGGGAAGAAAAUGUCUAGUGCCUCACAGACAAGCGCAGGAGAAAGAAAACCUGAUGGAUCUAGCAUCGCAGUCUUGGGAUCUGUGAUCGGGCUUUUCGUUUUGUGCUGGUCCUUUGACACUGUUAUAUCAUUUUGUAACAAGUUAGAGUUGUGCGUUACAAACGAUCAUCUUUUCAGGGUUGCUGAUUUGAUGAUUUUCCUUAAUUCUGCUAUUAAUCCGCUGGUUUAUGCUUUACUGAAAAAGGACAUAAAAAAGGAACUCAGAAGUUUACGUAUUGGUAUUCGUAAUAAAGACACGAAAGAGAGUACAUAA